This is a messenger RNA of Poeciliopsis prolifica (blackstripe livebearer), 2081 nucleotides long. RefSeq names its product heterogeneous nuclear ribonucleoprotein L-like. The record is from RefSeq and is a predicted model, not a curated record. Gene Ontology annotation, cellular component: nucleus. Gene Ontology annotation, biological process: regulation of RNA splicing; mRNA processing. The transcript has 14 exons. Gene Ontology annotation, molecular function: mRNA binding. The coding region runs from base 9 to 1649 and encodes 546 amino acids. Lineage: Eukaryota; Metazoa; Chordata; Actinopteri; Cyprinodontiformes; Poeciliidae.
CGUUUUUCAUGAAUUUUCCGUCCAUUUCAGUCGAACAUUCUUUUAACCAGGACAACAUGGCUACUGCAGCGAGCCGUUACUACAGCGAAGACGGCAGGGCAACAAAACGACAGAAAACCGACGGAAUGGCCACAGGAUAUGAAGACCCACACAAGACCCUUCCUUCGGUGGUGGUUCACGUCCGGGGGCUGAUGGAUGGGGUCACAGAGGCCGACCUUGUGGAGGCGCUGCAGGAGUUCGGAGCCAUAAGCUAUGUGGUCGUGAUGCCAAACAAGCGGCAGGCCCUGGUGGAGUACGAGGACAUGAACGGCUCGUCGACCGCCGUCACGUACGCCGCCGACAACCAGGUCUACAUCGCCGGACACCCGGCCUUCAUCAACUACUCCACCAGCAAGAAGAUCUCCAGGCCGGGAGACUCGGACGACUCCCGGAGCGUCAACAACGUUCUGCUCUUCACCAUCAUGAACCCCAUCUACCCCAUCACCACGGACGUCCUCUACACCAUCUGCAACAACUGUGGACCCGUCCAGAGGAUCGUCAUCUUCCGGAAGAACGGCGUCCAGGCCAUGGUGGAGUUCGACUCGGUGCAGAGCGCGCAGCGGGCCAAGGCGUCGCUCAACGGCGCCGACAUCUACUCCGGCUGCUGCACCCUGAAGAUCGAAUACGCAAAGCCGACCCGCCUCAACGUGUUCAAGAACGACCAGGACACCUGGGACUACACCAACCCCAACCUGGGCGGCCCAGAUGGUGAUGCAGAUGGCAAUGGGAGCGGUGCAGAAGACGUGAACGCCAACCCCAACAAGCGCCAGAGGCAGCCGGCUCUGCUGGGGGACCAUCCUCCAGAGUAUGGAGGCGGUUACCAUGGCUACGAGGAGAGCUAUGGGUCCCCUCCCUACGAGGGCCGCCGGAUGGGCCCCCCGAUGAGGGGCCGCGGCAGCCGGAGCUACGGGCCGGGUUACGGGCCUCCGCCGCCGCCGCCCGGCGAAUACGGCGCCCACGCCGACUCGCCUGUCGUCAUGGCGUACGGGCUCGACACGGCCAAGAUGAACGCAGACCGGGUCUUCAACAUCUUCUGUCUCUAUGGAAACGUGGAGCGGGUGAAGUUCAUGAAGAGUAAACCCGGAGCCGCCAUGGUGGAGAUGGGCGACUGCUACGCCGUGGACCGCGCCAUCACUCACCUCAACAACAACUUCCUGUUUGGCCAGAAGCUCAACGUGUGCGUCUCCAAGCAGCAGGCCAUCGUUCCCGGCCAGUGCUACGAGCUGGAGGACGGCACCAGCAGCUUCAAGGACUUCCACGGCUCCCGGAACAACCGCUUCUCCUCGCCGGAGCAGGCGGCCAAGAACCGCAUCCAGCACCCGAGCAACGUGCUGCACUUCUUCAACGCGCAGCCCGACGUCACGCCAGAGAUCUUCGCUCAGAUCUGUGAAGAACUCGGAGUUAAGAGUCCAGUUAACGUCAAAAUGUUCACCGGAAAAAGUGGCGCUGCUCCCAGCGACCGCAGCGCCUCCGGCCUGCUGGAGUGGGAGUCCAUCAACGACGCCAUGGAGGCGCUGGCGCUGAUGAACCACUACCAGAUGAAAAACCCAGGUGUGGGGGGCAGGCGAGCAAAGGGUCAUCAAAGGGCGGACCGUACCCCUACACAUUAAAGCUGUGCUUCUCCACCGUCUCGCACGCCAACUGAGACGGAACCGGCCCUUCUGGGACCAGAGGACGGAACUGGACCCGGCUGGACUCCAUCAACCAGGACAACUUCAUCAGUCUGGAGUUUAAACGGACUGCCGAGCUUUUAAAUCCACCAUCUGCAGCGCAGACGAGCAGCAUAGUGUCGGUUUGUUUCCAUCUGGUUGUCACUUUGACUUUUUGUAUUCCAAGAUGGCCGCCUGAGGCAGGAGCCACUUCAACGCUCCAAGGGCUUAAUGGCUGAAGACGGCAGCGGCUUUCUGAACUUUUUAUUAUUCAAUCGUGUUUUUUGUUGUUGUUUUAAUUGUUGACGGUUUAGUUCUGUGAGUUCAGACCUGAUAUGCAGCUGGAGGAAAAAAUGUUUUUGUUCUAAGAAAAUAAAGGAAAACGCUCAAGUG